Fonsecaea erecta is the source of this 1317-nucleotide messenger RNA. RefSeq lists its product as hypothetical. Gene Ontology annotation, biological process: glycerol metabolic process. Gene Ontology annotation, molecular function: glycerone kinase activity. Bases 1 to 1317 code for a protein of 438 amino acids. Lineage: Eukaryota; Fungi; Ascomycota; Eurotiomycetes; Chaetothyriales; Herpotrichiellaceae. The transcript has a single exon. The record is from RefSeq and is a predicted model, not a curated record.
AUGGAUAUUCCAGACGCACAAGCUCAGACGAUGAGCAUUCUGGACCUACCAGGGUCCCUCGGGGUCAAUGUUGACGAUAUCAUCUCCUUUAGCGAAGAGGGCGCCACACAUGAGGACACAGGCGCGGGACAUACUGGUGCCGGGAUCCUCCUCGUGGCCAAAAUAUGUGACGCCGUGUUGCACUGGGGUGGCUACGGCGACGAGGACGCCCAGAAAGUCGCCAACCUCGUCGCGAGGAACUUAAUCACCUGUGAAGCAUCGCACGUUGAAGGGGAGCAUCAGAUCAGCAGCGACGAGCACAGCAACAGUGGGGAUAUGGAAAGAGAGGUUCCAGGGAAGACCGUCGCCUCGAUGCUCAAAAAGCUCCUCGAUCCUACUGUUCCCCAUCCAAGGCAUGUCCACAUAAACUCCAAUGAGCCGGUGUUGCUCAUCAAUUUCGAACAAAAUUUCCACCCAAAGGACAGAAACCAUGUUAAUGACGUGGUCGAUGCAACGGUUGAGCAGCUGCAACAGCAGUGGAAUGUAUGGCCCGUUCGUGUAUAUGGCCAUGUGGGCGCGUUGACACGGCGGGAACUAGAGGGGGCUGGCAAUGCUGCUAAAUAUGGAGAUAUGCGUGACGGUCGCUUUUCCAUGACAUUGCUGAAUGUCGUAAACACUGAAAUUGGUGGCCCGAGCAUGCCCCAAUUACUCGAUGCCUCAUGCGACGCACCUGAGUGGAGGAGGUAUGUGAGGCGGGAGGUGUGGAGGGGACGCGACCUCGUGUCUCGUGAAGAGGGCGAGGGAAGCUGGAGUCAGCAGGAUGAUGUUGCUGCCGCAGAGGCCGACAAUGCUUCGGAGCGAUCGUUUAGGAGCGAAAAUGGGGACGAUGAUGAUCAGUCCGUGGGCUCAGAUGAACUGAGCUUGGCCAUCCCGAAGAGUCCGGAGCAGCCUGAGUCGCUGGGCCGGGAGGAUGAAGCGACCGAAGCGCACGAGCAAGGAGACCUGGAGAACGGUGCUCAUAGAGAAUCUCAACACUCCGCACAUCUCGAGGAGUCAUUCGAGAGCGGCAUUGAUGAUGGCGACAAUGAUCGAGAGGCGGCUUCCGCCACGACCCAGAGUGAGCCGCCGUCGCAGGACGUCAAGCACCCGACAUGGGAACGCCACGAUGACAGCACGUCCCUGAUCGACCUUAUCAGAUCUCAGGCGUUGAUGCUUGCGCCAUUUGGAAUAGAAGAUGCAGGACACGGUGUCGGCGACAUUGAGGGCGAGCUGACCAAGUCGAGAUCGGAGAGGGUUGGGUCACCAUCCCCCGAGGAGGACGAGUUUGUCGUCGUCUGA